This is a messenger RNA of Microthlaspi erraticum, 1257 nucleotides long. Lineage: Eukaryota; Viridiplantae; Streptophyta; Magnoliopsida; Brassicales; Brassicaceae. The record is from the annotation of a GenBank genome assembly.
AUGGUGCCAGAGUGGCAACAAGCUUACGUGGACUACAAGUACCUCAAAACCCUUAUCAAAGAUAUCAGCCGCUUCAAACGCAAAACCGAUCCUCACCGCGAUGGGAUGACCACGACCCUGCACCGCACAUUCAGCGGUCAAAGGAGACACGGCCAUGGUGGCGGUUGCGGUCAAAGCAGCCCUUCUUCAACGGUGGUUGACAUUGAGGAAGGAACAACGGCGUCACCGAUUCAGGUGAGUACUACGGCGACUCACUUGUACGAGACAACGUUUUUUAUGACAGAGGAGAAAGGAGGAGAGUAUGAGUUGGUGUUUUUCCGCCGACUCGAUGAUGAGUUUAACAAAGUGGAGAAAUUCUAUAGAGAGAAAGUGGAAGAAGUGGUGAAAGAAGCGGUGGUGCUUAACAAACAGAUGGAUGCUUUAAUCACGUUUCGGUUGAAGAUGGAAGAGGGGCGUGCGGAGGAGAUGGUUCGCUUGCCCACCCAUGUCGCUGUUUCUCCGGCCGAGGUCGCUAAAGAUACAUCAAUGAAAGUUCAAGCUCAAGCUCACAUAAAGGUCGUAGAGGAAGGAGGCUCUAGUAGAGCUGGUCGAUCCGACGAAGAUGACAAUUCCGCAGAAGAAGAAGAAGAUAAUGCUAUAAAAACGAGUAACUUGAGCAAGAUGAAAGCUACGAGCCUAAUUACUCCUAUCGAGGUUCUAAAUCUUGUCAAGAUCUACAACACUAAAGAAACGCCUAGGUCCAUCAUCAAAAGCGUUCUCAAAGUCUCGAACCAUACGGAGCUCAAAUUCAGUAGAGAUAACCUUAGGAAAAUCGAGGAGAAGCUAAGCUGUGCCUUCGUUGAGUUCCAUCGGAAGCUUUGGUUCCUCAAGAGCUAUAGCUUUUUGAACGUGUUGGCGCUUUCGAAGAUAUUGAAAAAGUAUGAUAAGAUCAGUUUGAGGGAUGCUACUGAGUCUUACAUGACAAUGGUUGAUAACUCUUGCCUUGGAAGCUCUAGUGAGGUUACGAGACUCCUGGAUCAUGUUAGAACCACAUUCAUAAAGCAUUUUACGAAUGGUAACAGAACAAAAGGAAUGAACAUCUUGCGACCAAAAGCUAAACGAGAGAGACACCGACUUACGUUUUCCACAGCUGGCUUCUUGAGUGGAUGCAUGUUAUCUCUCAUAGUGGCUCUUGUCGCUAUCAAACGCACCCGAAACAUAUUACAAGACGAUGGCCAGAGACAGUACAUGAACACUAUGUUCCCUCUUUAUAGGUAA